AUGCUGCUGGAGACUACAACAGAAAAUGCCUCGUUUGAGUGGGUGGCGUGGUCGACGGACCUGUCGCCGAACAACCCACAGCGUCUUCGGGACGGCCUGGCUACGCUCUCGCAUCUCUCGCCCUCGCUGCUACUCCGCUCGGCUUCGAGCGUCACAGUCCGCCCAACUGGUGGUUAUCUUACGCCACCACGCUCGGCAUCGGCGUCGAUGCGGUCGUCACCGGUCACGCCUUCGUCUCCGCUUGUCCUCACCGCGGAGGAGGCCCGGCUGGUCGAGGACUCAAAGGCCACGCCGGCUUCUGAUCGGAAAGACGUCUUCACCGACUCGUUUGUCAUGUUCCGCACCACGCCACCGGCCAACUGGACGCCGCCAGAAAAUGCAUCGUACUCGCCGUCGCGUGCAGCGUCGGCUUCGCGGCUUGCCCAUGCGGGUUCGCCAUCGGCUGCCAAGAGGCUCUUGUUCGAGAUUGACGAGGUCGAGCCAGAGACCGAGGCAAGCUCGUCUAGCCGAGCCCCGGCUGCUGGUGAGGUCGAUGAGUGGCGGACCAAGCACGCCCAAGCCGAGGCUGACAUCGCCGCCCUCACUGCCCGCAACCGCGAGCUUGCCCGCGAGCUCGCUCGGCUCCGCGAGACGGCCUCCGACGCAGCUGCACUGGUGGCCACCCGCACCGAGCUCGACGCGCUCGUUGAGGCACGCAACGAGUGGCGUGCUUCUGCAGAGGCCGCCAAAGCACGUGCAGACGAAGCGAGUGCUCGCGCCAGCGCCGCCGAGGCUGAUGCCGAAACCCAUGCUGUCAACCUCGGCAAGGUGCUCGAAAUCCAGGCCAAGCAGCUCGAAACCAUCCAAAGUCUCGAGGCCGAGCUUGCAGCAGCCAAGAGCUUUGGUAGAACGGUGGCCACCCGGGUUGCGGCUGCUGGGGUCGGCGGCGAUGACGCCGAGCCUCUGGGGCACCUUGUCGCGAGCCUGACCUCGGAUCCGGACGCUCUGGCCGACUUUAUCAGCUCAGCCAUCACCCUUCAAGGUGCGUACGCCAACCUGCAAGACUACGCUCGGUCCGACUGCACAGGCUGGACGUCGGUUGCAUCGUACGCGGUUGGCCUGGCCUCGGGCUCUGCCGCCGACGUGCAUGUGGCCACACCGCCGACAACGCCACCGCGGCCAGCACGGCCGCUGGCAUCGGCCACACUCCCGCACCGUGGCUUUAUCACGCCAGGAGCCGCGGGUGACGAUGCCGCCCGCCAUGCCUCGGCUUUGGAGGCACGGUCGGCGUCGCUGGUGGCACUUCGCGGCAUCCAGGCUGCGCUUAGAGAGCGCGACGGAGCAGUGGAGGCCCUCUCUGCCGCAGCUGCGUCCGACACCACCGAGCUGGCCAUGGAGCGCGACACUGCUGUCCAGCUGGCCGAUGAGCUGCGCGGAGAGGCACGUGCCCUUCGGGUUCGCAAUGACGAGCUGCAAGCUGCACUGGGCGACGCAGAUGAGCGUGUUGAGGACUCGCAGGCACAAUGCCACGAGCUGCAGACGCUGGUGGCUGAGCUGGAAAGCCGCGUUGCGGAGCUCAUGAUGCGGCCUACGCUUGAAGCAUACGCAGCUGCCGAGGAGGCGGGUGCAACGGCGGGCAAGCUUGCCGAGGCAGCGCGCGCCGAAGCGCAGCAAGCCCGCGAUGCUGCCGAUGAUGCUGCUUCAGAUGCCCGCCGUCGGAUGGAAGGCAUGGAGCGCACACUGGUGCAGCUUCGCGCGGAGUUGGAUGGCGCUCAUGAAUCACUGGACACACUGCAAGCUGAGCAUGCACUCUGCCCCGAGGCAAAGGCGAACUUGGAGGUUGAGCUCGAACGGUGCUCGUCGAGCCUGACUCACUCCCGCGAACAGCUUGCUGCGCUCGAGCAGGCGCACAAGGAGCUGGAGGCAUCGCACGCGGCGGCUAUGGCAGACGCUCUGGCUCGAGGCGAGCUCGACGAGCUGGUCAGCGCGUUGAGUACUGAGCGUGACGCUGCUGUUGCUUCGCGAGUGAGCGCCGAGAACGAGAUGGCACGGCUUCAGAAAGUGGUGGAUGAGCAGCAGGCUGCUCACGCACAGCUCGAGGCAGCGUCUGCGGCGGCAACGGCCGAGCUGCGCAUUCAGCUGGAGUCGAUGGACAUGGCGCUGACAGCCGUUCGCGCCGUAGAGACGUCAGCGGUAACAAGUGCCUACACUGACGUGCGCGAGGUGCUAGACAAGCUCGCGCGUGGGCUCGGCAGCGCAAGCAAGUCAGACUCAGCGCUGGGCGAGGACCAGCUCUCUGAGCUAGACACCAAGACCGGGGAAUCGGAGCCUGGAGCACAGGAGCUUACUGCGGCGCUUAACCUUCUGCACGUCGGUGUUGGCGAGGCUAUGACCGUGCUAGCCGACAAGCGUAGCUCGCUGAAGAGCAUGAUGGCUACCUUGAGAGCCUCGCAGACUGAGCACAAGCAGACGAUGGGCGAUCUGGAGCGGCUGACUGAGGCACACACGGUGCUGUCGGGCGAGUACCAAGUGCUAGAGAAGAAGCUCUCCGACAUGCGCGUGGGCAUGGCAGAGGCGUCCAAGCGAGGCAAGGCACUUGCUGCAAUUGCUGAUACAUCCAAGGCUGAGUUGGUAGUGGUGACUGCCGAGCGCGAUGCUGCGCUUGAUGCAAUCGCAGCUCUGGAGGCCGAGCAGACACGGGUCUUGUCGCUGGAGGAGCAGCUGGCUGGCAUUGCCGAAGAGCGCGAUGUUGUGAUGGCGCAAUUAACUGAGCUCUCUGCCACUGCAGUGAGCCGCGAGGAGACUGUCCAGUCUACGCAGUCUGAGCUCCAGACUCUCCAGACCCAAGUGACCGAGCUGCGCGCCGAGCUCGCCGAGGCCGAGGCCCAAGUGGCCGAGGUUGAGAGUAUGAUCGAGGAACGCGACGUUGCUGUUGCCAAGCUCGCCGAAGCCGAGGCUCAAGUGGCCGAGGUUGAGAGUUUGAUCGAGGAGCGCGACGUUGCUGUUGCCAAGCUCGCCGAGGCCGAGGCUCAAGUGACCGAGGUUGAGAGUUUGAUCGAGGAACGCGACGUUGCUGUUGCCAAGCUCGCCGAAGCCGAGGCUCAAGUGGCCGAGGUUGAGAGUUUGAUCGAGGAGCGCGACGCUGCUGUUGCCAAACUCGCCGAGGCCGAGGCUCAAGUGGCCGAGGUUGAGAGUUUAAUCGAGGAGCGCGACGUUGCUGUUGCCAAGCUCGCCGAAGCCGAGGCUCAAGUGGCCGAGGUUGAGAGUUUGAUCGAGGAGCGCGACGUUGCUGUUGCCAAGCUCGCCGAGGCCGAGGCUCAAGUGACCGAGGUUGAGACUUUGAUCGAGGAGCGCGACGUUGCUGUUGCCAAACUCGCCGAGGCCGAGGCUCAAGUGGCCGAGGUUGAGAGUUUGAUCGAGGAGCGCGACGCUGCUGUUGCCAAGCUCGCCGAGGCCGAGGCUCAAGUGGCCAAGGUUGAGAGCUUGAUCAUCGAGCGCGACACCGUUGUCGCCAAGCUCGCCGAGGAAGAGGCUCGGACCGCUGAGCUCCACGCAGAAAUCGAUGUUCUUGGAGCUCAGAACGACGCCUUGUCGACCGAGCUUGCCGCCAAGACCGCCGACGUCAAUGCGCUGGUCGCCGAUCUCGAGUCGGCUGUGGCAGACUCUAGUGCAGCAAGGAUAUCAGUGGCAGAGAUGGAGGUUGUCAGAAGCCAGUUGGAGGUGACAAGGGCUGCCCGCGACGAGCUGGCCGACAAGGUGGCCGAGUUGGAAGAAGUGACCGCAACUGUGACCGCGGCAGAGUCUCUUGCUGCCGAAUUGGAUGCUGCCACCCGAACACGUGAUGAGCUUGCAGCACAGCUGGCUGACGUCCAGGCCGAGCUGGAUGCAACUAGCCAGCAGCUCUCGACAGUCCAAGCCGAACGCGACAUCGCCCAGUCACACCUGGAAAUGGUGCAGGACGAUCAGUCUGUUGCCGACGCGCGUGCCCAGGAGACUCAAGAGCUACUUGCGACGCUUGCAAACUCGCUUGACGAGGCCCGCUUCAAUUUACUUGACACACUCGCCGAUGCAGACGGUGAUUGUGCUGCUGAGCAAGUUGAUGCGGAACGCAGUCCCUCGGAGGGCGACGCUGUACAGGCGCUUGCGGCGCUGCUUCAGGUCAUUGGCUCGCUCUCGAGUCGGGUCAGCACGGCCGAGCAUGCAGGUUCCGCCGAGCUAUGUGCCCGUAUUGACGAGCUGGAGGACCAGCUGGCUGCAGCCAUUGCCGAGCGCGACGCCAUUCAGUCGUCGGUUGCGCACCUCGCACACUGGCUCAACGACGAUGCGUCUGUUGGCCAAGCCGGACCUCCGGGUGGUGUUGGCCUUCCGGCUGGUACCGGUCCUUGGCAUCCUCUAGACCUCGAGGCCGAAGCCGAGCUCGAGGCCUUUUCCGCUGCUGUCCGGGGUCUUGUUGCCGAGCUGGAUGUUGCCAAGAGCCCCAGCGAAGCGGGCUCGGGCUCGGGUCCGGGCUUUGAGCCGACUUACUCGUUCACUCUUCUCAACUCGCUGGUCUUUUCAGCCGAGCGCCGCGCAGGUUCGCCGCUGCCGGUCGUCACCCUGCGCGACGACUCGCCUGUUGCCGGCCUUGUUUCCGCCGCCCGCGACCUUCACGGAGCAGUCCUGACGCUGAUCAAGGAGAUGGUUGCCACAUACGGCGAGGUUGUGGCGCUUUCGGACAAGGAUGCCAUGAUUGACCGCCUUGCCGAAGAUCACCUCGUGGUGAUGGAAGCGCGCAAGGCCGAUGAGCUCAACACCUCACACACCCGCCUUGUCUCGCUCUCGCAAGAGAACGCCGUCCUUACCGCACGUGUUGCUGAUCUGGAGGCCGAGCGCGCCGACGCCGAAGCCUCGCGCUCGAUGCGGAUCUCGUCGCUUAUGACCAACGACACGAUCGUGCCUGCCGAGACCGCUAGCCGGUUGCGAAAGGUUCUAAGGACGCUGACCACCAAGGUGACCGCACUGGGCGGCGCCGAGACCGCGCUCCAGCUCAACCGACUGUAUGUAGACGCCGAGAUGGACGCUGCGUCGGCGGUCCACGACCGCGCGCUGGCCGACUCGGGCUCCGGCGACAAUGCACACGACCGCUGGUUGGAAUCUGGGGUCUACGAGCUUGUGCUCUCAUUCUCGUCGACGCUUGCUAGACUCAAGGAGCGCGAGUCCUUCCGCAGCCAGCAGGGCUUGGGCUCGGCAGCGUCGGCCUCGCCACCUGCACACCUCCCGAUUCUUCGCGCCUCCCACAUGGAGGCGCUGCAGGCUCAGAACGACAAGCUGCAGAUAGAGCUGCGCGAGGCUCGCGCCGCAAUCGCAGCAUCGACGUCGGACAGAUCAUCGACCGCCGCUCGCGGUGAGACUGCCUGGGAUGCCAUUCGCCGCCUCGUCAACACCAUCUGGCUCACCGACGUCAACCUCAAGCGCCACAUCAUCAAGGUCCGCCAGAUCGCACCAGUCGACAAGGACCGAUGGGAAGAGCUCUCCGGCCCGGCGUCGCGGCUGUACGACGAGGCUGCCUCGCAAACCCAAAUCACCACCAUGCUGGAGACGGCCGAGUGCAACCGCGAGAAGCUCAACAUGCUCAUCGUUGCCCUCCUCGACCGCGCCGCCUACCUCAAAGACAAGGUCCACCGCAUGCGCGCGUCGAUGGCCGGCUACCUUGUCAUUGUCAACGAGCUCGAGGCGGCCCUGGAGCUCGAGUCGGAGCGCUACAUCAACGCCGAGAGCCAGCGGUCGCAACUAGCCAAGCUCGUGGCUGAGCUCGCCGGCGGCCUCGAGGCCAACGCGAGUGUCUCACUCCUCGACAUCUCGGCCGAAUGGCCGUCGCCAUCCAAGACCCCACUCGCCCACGUCGUCCUGCCCACAACCCGGGCUCUCGAUGCCUCGUUCCGGUCUGACUCGUCGGGCGGCUCGCCCAACGCGCAUCAUGCCGACAAGCUCGCCUUUGCCGAUGGACUUGCCUCUGUCGAGCACACCGGCAACGUGCACGUCGUCAACGCAGACCACGAGCUCUCGGCAUACCUAUCGUCGCCGUCAAUGACCGGUGAGUCCAUCCUGCUGCUGCAGCGCUCAAACUACGACGCUGAAAAGUCGUGGGACGAGCUGGACCUCUCGUCGUCGUCGUCAUCGUCGCUGCCUGUUGUCUCGUCCCCUCGUAAGCGCCCGCCGCUGGUCUCGACUGCCGCUCCCAACGAGAACUCGCCAGUCUACGAGGCACGCUGUUCUGACAGCUCUAUGGCAAGCUUGCCAGUCUACGGCCUCAUCCCCUCGCCGUCGCGCGUGCUCGACUCGCCAUCGCCAGUCCGCCACACGCACCCAGCCAUGUCGUCCACCCGUGUCAUGUCGCCAUCGCAGGUCGGUCCGCUUCCUACCCUCGUCUCACCAGUUGUCCGCCACACCUCGCCGCACCCUGAUCCUCUCCCAGACCUCACCGGCGACUACUACUCUGUCAUCUCUUCGCUCUCGCCAUCGCCGACCCGUCGUCCGCGCCGCCGUUAG
This is a messenger RNA of Thecamonas trahens ATCC 50062, 6507 nucleotides long. RefSeq lists its product as uncharacterized. The coding region runs from base 1 to 6507 and encodes 2168 amino acids. The record is from RefSeq and is a predicted model, not a curated record. The transcript has 3 exons. NCBI's taxonomy places the organism in Eukaryota, Apusomonadida, Apusomonadidae.